This is a messenger RNA of Adineta steineri, 2634 nucleotides long. NCBI's taxonomy places the organism in Eukaryota, Metazoa, Rotifera, Eurotatoria, Adinetida, Adinetidae. The record is from the annotation of a GenBank genome assembly.
AUGAUACAGAGAUAUUUAUCAUUCGAGCUUAUAUUAGGCUCGCCAAGAAAUUUCACUGAGACUAGUACAAGUCUAAAAGGCAAGAAAUCCUGUGAUACCGCUACUUUAGAUUCACUUAUCGUACCAUUUCAAAGUCCGUUCUGGCUCAACAACAAAAAUUGGUUUGUUACUUGUGACUAUAUUCCACUAGCAAUGAAAACUAUACUUUAUACAACACCGAUCUGUACAGAGGUUGAAGUCCAAGCAGAAUCUCCUGUAUUUGAAGUAUCAUCAACAAAACCUAAUUGUCGCUUAAUUUUGCAUCGAAAUUACAAUAUGAUCUAUAACAUCGAAAAUGAGACACUUAUUAAAUUGAACCUCAAAGAAAAUCCUGGUCGCUAUUGUACAACUGUGAGUGCAGCAAUUCAAAUAUACAAUGAUAAAACAAUCACUAAAAUGGAUCUUCACGAAAAGAGUAUCGAUGACAUCAAGAUGAAAUUUUUGGCUGAUGCACUAUACAACAAUGAAGUAACAUCAUUUCUCAUUUGUUCCAUUGAUGAUCAUGGUUUCAUUGUGGCACUUAUUAAAUUGAACCUCAAAGGAAAUCCUGGUAGCUACUGUACAGUUGUGAGUGCAGCAAUUCAAAUACGAAAUAAUAAAACACUCACCAGUAUAGAUCUUCGAUGGCACCAGUAUGGAGACAAUGAAAUAAAAUUAUUAGCAAAUGAAUUAUACAAAAACAAAACAAUCACUUACAUGAACCUUCGGGAAAAUAAAAUUAGUGACACCGGAAUAAAGUAUUUAGCUAAUGCAUUAAAAAACAACAAAGUACUCACCAUUCUCGAACUCUCCUACAAUCAAAUCAGUAACAAUGGAUUGCAAUGCCUUGAUGAUGCCUUAAAAGAAAACAAAACACUUAUUAAAUUGAACCUCGAAGGAAAUUCUGGUAGCUAUUAUACAACUGUGAGUGCAGCAAUUCAAAUACGAAAUGAUAAAAUUACGGUUCCCGGAUUUUCAACAUCAAAUAACUCAAUUCAUACAAAACGAGCUCUUCUCAUUGGCAACAAUAAAUACAAGAAAAAUAGUCAACUUCAAUAUUGUAUCAAUGAUGCUGAAGAUCUUGCUAACAAAUUAUAUAAAAUUGACUUUGAAAUCACAAUUGGUACUAAUUUGACAUAUGAACAGAUGAAUAGAAUUAUUGAAACGUUUAACGAUAAGAUAAAUCCAGGUGAUCUUGUUCUUUUCUUUUUUGCCGGUCACGGAUGUCAAUGGAGUCAUCUAAAUUUUCUUAUGCCCAUUGAUGACGAUCGAAUUAAAACAAAUACUGAUCUGGAAUAUCGAGCAAUAAAUGCUCAAGUUACGCUUGAAAAGAUUAUCAAUCGUCGUCCAUCAGCAGCUAUAUUUCUUCUUGAUUGUUGUCGAAAUAGUUUUGUAUGCGAAUCAACAAAUUUUAAUUGUCUUUCAAGUAUGCGACCGAUUGGUCAUUCAUUUAUUAGUUUUGCAUGUACAGCAAAUAAAGUUGCAUUAGAUAAAUCAGAAAAUGGUCGAAAUAGUUUAUUUACAUCUCAUCUUUUUCAACAUAUUGAUCAACCGAAUUUAACUAUUGGUGAAAUAAUGUAUGGUGUCUGUAAUGGUAUGAUGAAUGAAACAAAUAAUGAUCAAUAUCCAUUUCGAGUAUCUUCGCUUCGACGGAAAGUUUAUUUAAAUCAACAAUUUCCAAUUGGACAAUCAAUUCUUCUCAAUCAUAUUAAUAUCAACACUAAAUGGAGACGACAUGGAAUUACUAUGGCUGGAGGAAAUGGACAUGGUAAUCAAUUAAAUCAACUCUUUCAACCUCAAGGUAUCUAUGUUGAUGACGAUGAUCAAACUAUUUAUAUAGCUGAUUCUGGGAAUGAUCGUAUUGUUGAAUGGAAAUAUGGAGCAAAGAAUGAUCAAGUCGUUGCAGGUGGAAAUGGGCAUGGAAAUGGAAGUGAUCAAUUGAAUGAACCAGCAAAUGUGAUUGUUGAUAAAAAGAAUGAUUCCCUCAUCAUUUGUGAUCGACUGAACCGACGCGUGGUACGAUGGUCUCGUCAAGAUGGUACAAAUGGAGAAACAAUCAUUUCUAACAUUGAUUGUUGGGGAUUAAUAAUGGACAAAAAUGAAGAUCUUUAUGUCUCUGAUUGGAAGAAGCAUGAAGUGAGACGAUGGAAACAAGGAGAGAAAGAAGGAACAAUAGUAGCAGGUGGGAAAGGAGAAGGAAAUCUUCUCAAUCAACUCAAUCAUCCUACUCAUAUCUGCGUUGAUGAACAUCAUUCAGUUUAUGUGUCGGAUUGGAGGAAUCAUCGUGUGAUGAAAUGGAUGAAAGGUGCAAAAGAAGGUAUUGUUGUUGCUGGUGGAAAAGGUAAGGGGAAUAGUUUGACACAAUUGUCUAAUCCUCGAGGAGUGAUUGUCGAUCAUUUGGGUAAUGUUUAUGUGGCUGAUAUGUCGAAUGAGCGAAUAAUGCGUUGGUGCGAAGGCUCUAAGGAAGGUAGUAUUGUUGUUGGUGGAAAUGGAAGAGGAGAACAAUCAAAUCAGUUCAAAUAUCCCGCAGGUUUAUCAUUCGAUAUUGAAGGUAAUCUUUAUGUUGUCGAUUGUCAUAAUCAUCGAAUACAAAAAUUUAAUAUUGAUUUGAAUUAA